UCCACUCGUCUUCCAGCUCCUUGUCCGCUGCUGCUGCUGCCCAUCUGUCGCGGAAUGUGUUGAAUUGCGGUUUACUUCCGCGUACCCAUUUAUCCUGAAGACGAUGCCGAUUUUCUUCCGCUACUGUAGGUUAUGAUUCAUCAAAGAUUUUCAGGGUUCAGACUUAUGCAGACAUUUUUCCCUCAAGUGGAGAAACGGAGACAACGGGGUGUAGCGUGUUCGAGCGUUGAAGAAUCUCUGAUUUGGUGAGAGACGGUGCAUGGUCGGUUGUUUCGAGGGUUUUUGAUUUGUAAUUGAAUUGAGUCAUUUUCGUCUUUUACCUCUUUUUUUUUUUUGGGUUUUGUCGGAGCUUGGAGAUGGGAGUUGAGGUGGUAUGUCAGAUGGUGAAGUCUAGGGUUUUGUAUUUAUGGGCUGUGACUGUGGGAGUCUUGGUCGUUCAAGUGGUCGCAAUCAGACCCGAUCAGACUUCGAAGAACAUGGGAGAAACGAGGGUUGCUUCCUUUGCGCUGGGAUCCUUUUGGCGAGGAGAGGCAGCGUUUGGUUGUUUGCCAGGGGUGGUGAGAACUAGGGCGGGGUAUGCGGGAGGGUUGAAACAAAACCCUGAUUACCACAGCGUUGGCGAUCAUGCCGAAGCUGUAGAGGUAGAAUAUAACCCAAGCAUGAUCUCGUUUGAGCAGCUGUUGAAGGUUUUUUGGGCCAAUCACGAUCCCACUCAAAUUUUCGGGCAGGGUCCAGACGUUGGUCCGCAGUACAGGUCGGUGGUUUUCACACAAGACGAUGAGGAAGCUGCUGUAGCCGCAAAGAGCAAAGCGGCGGAGCAGAAUAAGCUGCCACAGAGCGAAGUUGUGACAGAGAUUCAGAGUAUGGGGGUUUUCUACCUCGCAGAGGCAGAACAUCAGAAAUUCGAGCUUCGAAGGAAACCCCAAUUGUUCCAACUUUUGGGCGAUAUUUCAGACGAAGACCUGACUUCUUCAGUUUUGGCGACGAAGCUGAACGGAUAUGCUGCAAAUUUGUGCCCUCCAAACAUGAAGAAACUCCUGGAUACUAAGGUCAGUCCUUUUCUGCUGACUCGACCUAAUCUACAGCAGAUUCUGCAGUUUUAGAUGUGAUGCGCCUUAUAUGUAGAUUGACAUGCUGGUCGUUUAGUUCUGUAAUUUUGCUCCCAUUUAGCAAUUUCAAUUUUACUGUGUAGGUGUUCAAAUCAGAUCCUGUGGUGUCUAUGGGAGUUGUGACAGUAUUUAGGGUUGCAAAUCUAGAGAGGUCACAUUCAGUGUUUCAAUACAGUAGUCAAAUCACAAUUUAAAAUGUAAGCUUUGUCCAAAUCUGUAAUUUAAGUAAAUUUCUUCCAGUUUCAUUUCCA
Physcomitrium patens is the source of this 1360-nucleotide messenger RNA. RefSeq names its product peptide methionine sulfoxide reductase A5. NCBI's taxonomy places the organism in Eukaryota, Viridiplantae, Streptophyta, Bryopsida, Funariales, Funariaceae. The record is from RefSeq and is a predicted model, not a curated record. Gene Ontology annotation, molecular function: peptide-methionine (S)-S-oxide reductase activity.